AUAGUAUAAAAAGCACACGGCUGCGAUUGCUCCUUACAAUCGAGUCUCUCUAAUAAACAAUCGUUGCUUUCGCAUCGCGUCGUCGCGUGCGUCGAUCUUCGUCAUUACCUCCUCGUCACCUUCCCCUUUCCCAAAAAAUGCAUUGAAAAAAAUUUUUCUUCGGCCUCGGCUCCGCGAUUCAUCGUGCACGCGCAAUAUUCGCUUUUCGUAUUCACGCGCUAUUUCGUGCAAAGCUGAUCUUAUAAUCUCGGCGUGUAUCUUUCGAUAUAUACGCGCGUAUAUACGUGCCAUUUUAUCUUUUUUACCUUUGCGAUAUCUGGUUGGAAGCUCGUCGUGCAUUCGAUACUUCUCCGUCUUUCCUCGCGCAAAAGUUCAACGGAUGCUACGAUGUGUGUGCCCGCGCCGCCAGCUUACGUAUAGUUUGAAUAGCAUCUUCGAGCGAGAUACAUCGGUUACCAAGCAAGUUGUCUUAUUGAUUGCAAUGUGUAUAAGUGAUAUAAUAGAUAAUGGAAAUAUUCGAGGAAGAGCCACAAGAUUCGCCUAAUCAAGCGGCAAAUUAUGACAAGGCAAUAGCGGCCACAGGAUAUGGACUGUUCAAUACGUUGCUGCUGCUGGCGCUGCUGCCGGUGGGCUGGACGUGCAUCAUCGACACGACGAGCACCGCCUUCAUGAUCAAUUCCGUGGAAUGCGAGUUCGAAUUGACGUGGUUAAGACGAGGCAUAGCCGUCUCCAUCAUAUACAUGGGAAUGACGAUAGCCGGCCCCAUAUGGGACUUUCUCCUGAACGACUACAUAACCGGCUACCUGGGCAAGAAGUACGUGAUGAUCGCGGGCCUGUUCCUGGACGCGAUCUGCAACAUCCUCUGGACCCACGCCUCGUCCUACUACACCUUCGUAGUUUUUAAGUUCUUUAGCGGAGUACUAAUCGCCGGUCCUCUGUCGGUGUUCAUGGCUUAUCUGGGCGAGUUUCACGCGCCGGACUAUCAACAGCGGUUCAAUCGGUGGGCCGGUUUGCUCAUUUUAUUGUCCAACAUCGUGCCCCCAGCACUGGCGGCGGCUCUGCUGACGCAGACACCCGACCUGAACUGGUACAUCUACAAUCGUCACUAUCCCUCGUGGCGGGUCUACCUGCUGAUCUUUUCGGUGCUGCCGAUGAUCGGCCUGCUGCUGGUCUGCUUCAUGCCCAAGAGUCCGAAAUUCUUGAUGGCCCAGGGCCGGAGCAAGGAGGCCUUGCAGGUCCUGAAGAUCAUGUACUGCAUGAAUCACUUCGAACCGGCGAGCAAGUAUCCGAUCAAGGAGCUGAUAUGGCAGCAGAAAGUCAAGCGAAAGCUCAACGAUUACUGCCGCGACAAGACGAGGGACAGCAUCUCGCAUCUCAAGUCGCUGUUCUCCAAGCCGUACGUCAGAGUCGUCGGCACGAUUGCCCUGCUGCAAUUCGUCUGCAUGAGCGAGUUCAACGUAAUGAGACUGUGGGUACCGUCGCUGUUCACCAUGAUGAAUUACUUCGAGGCGCUGCUGCUGCACCGUUACCCGGAGGGCGAGCUCGUCACCCUGUGCGAGAUGAUUUUUCCGCGCUUCGAUCGCGGCACGCCCUGCAAUUUUACUUUGCCUGACAUAGAUUACGCCGUCUUCAUCAAUUCCACGAUCAUCGCCACCGCAGCUGUGUCGUUCAGCUUCGUCUUUCCGAUACUGGCGAAUUCACCAAAGAAGAAGAUAAUCUUGAUGAUUUUCACGUUUUUCGUGUCGACCAUCGGAUGCUUCGGAGCCAAUUGGGGUGUGCAGAUACCCUACAUGCUUGUCCUGGUAGCGUCUGUGAUAGUUUCUCCCAGAAUAACGGGAAACACCAUAAUUCUUUAUAAUGCAGAAGUCGUUCCUCAGGUCUUGAGACCAGCGGCGAUCAGCGUAAUCAACUUUUUCGGCAAUCUGGGAGCCUUGGCGGGAAACAUAAUGUUCUCUUUCCUAUUGAGCGUCAAUUGCUACGCCGCGUUUCUCACGUUCGGGUGUAUAGCGUUAGUCUGCAUAAGCAUGCCGCUGCUGCUCUGGAAGGGAAUAAAGUCGGACAAAAUCGACAAGUCCGACGUGGCGACGACUCAACCAGAAAUCGAGCGCUACUGAGAGAUAGUAACACAACGAAACAAUCGUUCCGCGAAGGAGAAUUCAUGAUAAUUCGACGAUCAUCAAAAACGAGCUUUUUUGUGUGUGUAUUUUUUUUUGUAUAUACGAGGAAAGCCCGUUUCGACACGCGGUGUUGAACUGCCGCCGGAGAAGUGUGAAUUAUCUUCUCUCUCUCUCUUUCGGCGAAAAAAAGAAAAAUACUCAUUUUUUUUUGUUUACUUCGAUCGCGAAAUUUUUUAACUAAUUAUAAAUCACGUCUGAGAAUCGCGGGGCAAUGUGCACGAAUUUUUUUUUGUGUGUUAUGCCGAUAUGUAAAAAACAAUAAAUAAUCGAUGUUACUAUAAGCGUACUUCGUUAGUCGUUACACAUCGAAUUUUUGUGUGAAAAAAAAAGGAAUUUGUACGAGUACUUAUGAUUUACUUUUUUAGCGUUAAUUUUGUGUUAGAUAAAAAAGCAACUUGUUUUAUGCAUAAUUUUGUUAUACUUUAAUGUUCAUUGUUUCGGAAUGAGAAUUGAAAAAUGUGUUUUUCUCCGUUUUUUCACUUAACAUUGGUAGAUAACUUGAAAAUGAAGGCACCCAUUUAGCUUUAAAAAAAAAA
This is a messenger RNA of Trichogramma pretiosum, 2713 nucleotides long. Its product is annotated as synaptic vesicle glycoprotein 2B-like. Gene Ontology annotation, molecular function: transmembrane transporter activity. NCBI's taxonomy places the organism in Eukaryota, Metazoa, Arthropoda, Insecta, Hymenoptera, Trichogrammatidae. Gene Ontology annotation, biological process: transmembrane transport. The record is from RefSeq and is a predicted model, not a curated record. The transcript has 12 exons. The coding region runs from base 507 to 2114 and encodes 535 amino acids.